Ramularia collo-cygni is the source of this 321-nucleotide messenger RNA. RefSeq lists its product as uncharacterized. The transcript is spliced from 2 exons. The record is from RefSeq and is a predicted model, not a curated record. The coding region runs from base 1 to 321 and encodes 106 amino acids. Lineage: Eukaryota; Fungi; Ascomycota; Dothideomycetes; Mycosphaerellales; Mycosphaerellaceae.
AUGCGCAAAAUGGAAAAUGCGUACAACCACAGGAUGGCAAUUGCUGGUUGCACAUCUACUCUUCCCCACCUCUUCUCAAAGGGAGCAGGCGGAGAUGCCGCUACAAUCUUCUCCACAUACAUAACUCCUCCCAAGCCGAUCAUGGCAGAAAAUACGGUGGAUUACACCAACCUCUCUGYGAAUACCGAAAGAACUGAGCUUGAUUUGCUCGAAACUCCACUCGCUACAACUUUCUACAGUCAUAGACUCUGCAAGACUACACUCACUGCGUUCGCGAACUCAGGCCAGGACACUCAACAGCGUCUGAUAGCGCUAUAUUGA